AUGAAGACUUUGGCCACUCUUUGUAUGCUCUGCAUUGGUCUCUUGGCCCUCACCGUCUCUGGGAAGAAAGCCCAGUAUUCUGCGAUCCCAAAUGGCCAGCAAUAUCUUGAUACGGGCGGGAAUCCCAUUGAUGCCCAUGGACCUGGCUUCCUCAAGGUUGACAACACUUGGUACUGGGUCGGUCAGUCCUUUUACACUGCUCCAGCCGGUGCACCGCCGAACGAGGCCAUGGUGAACCUGUACAAGUCGACCGAUCUGCUCAAUUGGGACUUUGUCGGACCGAUCGUGACCGCAUACACUCCUGGAGUGAACGGGAGUUUACCCUUCGCUUACUCCUUUCCCGGUCGACCUAAGCUACUAUACAACAAGCCCACGAAGAAGUAUGUUUUGUGGGUACAUUGGGAGGAGAUUGCUACGUUCGGUGCAUCCGAAGUGAUUGUUCUUACAGCCGACAACGUCGCCGGUCCGUACACAGUCACCUCGAAAUCGCAUCGCCGCCCUGGUGCGGGCAACAAUUUCCCCGAUGCCAUGGGUGACCGAAUUGGCUCUCUGGUCCUCGAUUACAACACUCAGUCGAAGAAUACCAGUGACACGUCCCAUCCCUAUGUCCCCGUGCAGGCUGCCUACCCGCCUCAGAUUUACCAAUUCAACGCUCCCAACCCUAAAAAUCUCACCCAGGUCAGCUACGUGAGCCAAAGUAACGGAUAUGGGACCUCUGAAGUCGACAAUGCCUGGACUUUCCAGUUUGGAAACAUCCAGUUCAAUUUCACCUUGAAGGCACUGGCGGUGCGAAUGACUCCUUGGAAUGCCACCUUAUACAACCUGUACGAGACACAGUACAGCCUUGGUGUGUCCAGCUACAUCGUGCGGUAUCCCACCACGAACCGGUCUGAAGUGUCAAGUGCCGUGUAUGAGCUUGGAAACCCUGGAACUGCGCGGACGUCCCUGGUGCCACCUGUGAUUGGUCCCACCCUGAAUGAAUCUAAGUCGAAUGAAGUGGUCUGGGUCAAUAGCGGAGACGCGGCGUUCAUCACGGUUGGGACUGACGGAGCGUCCAUCUUUUACACUACGGACGGUUCGACACCUUCUCCGACCAGUAGCCAGUACUGGGACGGGACCCGGAUCACCAUCGCUGGGGCACCUGGAACCAACCUUACGGUCAAAGCCAUUUCGGUGUUGAACAACCAGACCAGCAGCGUGGUGAGCCAGACCUACGAGAUUGCAAGUGACUCGUCUCUGGUGCCUGUCUUCAACCCUAUCAUCAACCGCCCCUCCGGUGUCUACCAGCGCGGAUCCCCAGAAUUCGGUUGGGAAGCAUUGCGGGUCUACUGUCCCAGCUACAACACUGUCUGCUACUACACCAUGGAUGGAUUGGACCCCAACCCGCCGAUGGAAGGUGACAACAAUGGGUACGGUAGCCGAGAUAUGACAGUUUGGGUGGAUCCCAAGACGGAUAUUGGGUACUUUAUGACUGCUAGUGACAAUAUCUAUGGACGCAUCUGGCAGCUCACCGAGGACUACACUGACGUGGUUGCGGAACUUGAAUUCGAUGUCUGGGUGGAUAAGUCUCACGAGGCCCCAGCCAUGAUUCGCAACGGGGAAAGUGCUGGCGAAUGGGUUUAUCUCGUCAACUCUCAACAGAGCGGGUGGUUUGCAAACCAGGCACAGUAUCUCCGGACAAAUAACCUUGCUGGUGGCUUCAAACUCCCUCGCGAUAGCACGGGGUACCGCGAUGGAAGCUCUCUGUGGUCCCCAUUCCAGCCCCUUGGCGAUUCGAGCACAUUCAACAGUCAGUCUUCCUAUAUUCUGAACAUCGGCACGGACGCCAAACCGGUCUAUAUCUUCAUGGGUGACCGAAAUGAUGCGAGCUACCUCUAUGACUCCACCUAUGUCUUCCUGCCACUCACUGUGAACGACACGGGUGCGUCCGAGGAUGGCAGCGUCGCUUCUGGCGAAAUGACGCUCAAUUUCACUCCCGAGCUAGAGGUGAAUCUGGCUAAGCAUAGCAUCAUUCCUCCUACGUGGAAACUUCUUUCACUGAACCAGCCCGUGGUUGCGUCACCAUCUGUUGCGCUAACGCCAGAGCAAGAGGCUGCGGGGACGUACAAUUAUAGUGCGUCCGUCGCGAAUGACGGAGUGGACUUCGACCUCAAUAUCUACGGUCCUGUGCAGCAGUACUACAAGCCACAGAGCGUCCCCUUUUUCUGGCAAGUGGACCUUGGCAAAAGCUAUAAUCUUGCCUGGAUCGGGCUUUCUUUCCUCAGCUAUGGCGGCUCAGAUGCAGCGAAUCUAUACACGAUCUUGGCCAGCAAUGACGCACAGUCGUGGGUAAAGCUGAUCGACAACUCUCAGAACCAGUUACCCGGCUAUCAGAGCCACAUCCUGUCUGGAGCAUACCGCUAUAUACAAGUCGACGAUAUUAAUAUAUACGACGUCGAUCAUGGCAAAGGAGCGGACUGGGAGGCCGGGGUAUUCGAAAUAUCUGUGUAUGGAUCGUCGCAUCAUUAA
Messenger RNA from Penicillium daleae, 2508 nucleotides. RefSeq lists its product as uncharacterized. Lineage: Eukaryota; Fungi; Ascomycota; Eurotiomycetes; Eurotiales; Aspergillaceae. Bases 1 to 2508 code for a protein of 835 amino acids. The record is from RefSeq and is a predicted model, not a curated record. The transcript has a single exon.